Verticillium alfalfae VaMs.102 is the source of this 2189-nucleotide messenger RNA. RefSeq names its product eukaryotic peptide chain release factor GTP-binding subunit. Gene Ontology annotation, biological process: translation. The transcript has 4 exons. Gene Ontology annotation, molecular function: GTP binding; translation release factor activity; GTPase activity. Lineage: Eukaryota; Fungi; Ascomycota; Sordariomycetes; Glomerellales; Plectosphaerellaceae. The record is from RefSeq and is a predicted model, not a curated record. The coding region runs from base 210 to 2189 and encodes 659 amino acids. Gene Ontology annotation, cellular component: translation release factor complex.
UCCUUUGACGCUGCUUCUGCCUUGCGAAAACACGAGCGUCGACUCAGCAAUCGCUGUGACUCAUCCGGUUGUCGGCUCUUCCACAUUCUCUUUCGGAUUACCCCUCCGCGAGUCACUCUUGACAGGCCACCCACCGCAGACCGCAUCUCGGUUUAAACACGCAUCAACAGAUCAACACACAUCAACGGAACAUCACGACUACCCUCAACAUGUCGAACCUCAACUCGUGGGAGGACGAUCCUGCCGCCCAGCAGGACGAGAACCUCUCCCAACAGGCCCAGCAGCAGCUCAACAUUAACCACCAGCCCAACCCCAAUGCGGGGUCUUUCCGUCCCGGUGUCGCCAGCUUCCAGCCCGGCGCCCAGAGCUUCAACCCCGGCCAGCAAUACGGUGGCUACGUGCCUCAGUACCAGCAAUACUACAACCAGGGCUACGGCGGCGGCGGCUACCCUCAGUACGGAGGCGGCGCCCCUGGUCAAGGUCAGGGUCAGGGUCAGGGAUACCAGCAGUACGGACAGCAGGGAGGCUACGGUGGCCAGCCCGCCUAUAACCAGGGUUACGGACAGCAGCAGUAUGGCCAGUACAACCAGCAGCAGCAGCAGCAGCAGCCGCAACAAGUUGCGCCGACUAUUGCCAAGCGCGAGAAUGCGCCAGCCGCCGCCCCUGCGGCUGCUCAGCCGACGGUCAAGAAGGAGGGCGGUGCCAAGGUUCUGAGCAUCGGUGGUGAGGCCCCCAAGCCCAAGGCUAAGGUCCUCUCUAUCGGCGCUACCGCUACGCCGCCUAAGGAAGCCAAGGAGGAGAAGAAGGAGCCCGCCGCUGCUGCGACCGCUGCCGCCACCGCCGCGCCAGAGGCCGGCGCCAAGGCCACCGCUGCCAAGGCCAUCGAGAAGACUGGUGCGACCAGCAAGUCUGGCAAGACCUCUCCCGCCCCCUCCUCUGGCCGCUCGAGCCCUACGGCUGGUGGUCCCAAGGGUCCCGUUCGUGAUGCCGAUGCUGUCGCCAAGGAGCAGUCCGCCGACGUCGACGAUGAGACGCUGGAGGAAGUCUACGGCAAGGAGCACGUCAACAUUAUCUUCAUCGGCCACGUUGAUGCCGGCAAGUCCACCCUGGGUGGUUCCAUCCUGAUCGAGUCAAUGUUAGACGGUCGAUGUGGAUUCGGCUUUCUUCGAGACGGAGAAGAGACGCUACAGCAUCUCGAUGCCCUGGUCACAAGACGUACGUUCCUCGAUGAUUGGCGGUGCGUCGCAGGCCGAUGUCGGUAUUCUCGUCAUCUCUGCCGUAAGGGUGAGUACGAGACGGGCUUUGAGCGUGGUGGCCAGACGAGGGAGCACGCCAUGCUGGCCAAGACGCAGGGUGUUAACAAGCUCGUCGUCGUCAUCAACAAGAUGGACGAUCCUACCGUCGAGUGGUCUCACGAGCGUUACAUUGAGUGCACAACCAAGCUCGCGCAGUUCCUGAAGGGCACGGGCUACAACCUCAAGACGGACGUCAUGUUCAUGCCCAUUGCGGCACAGCAGACCAUGGGCAUCAAGACCGCGGGUGCCCAAGGAGAAGGCGCCCUGCGCAAGCUCAAGGCGCCCUUCAUGAUGCCCGUCGCGGCCAAGUACAAGGAUAUGGGCACCAUCAUCGAGGGCAAGAUCGAGGCGGGCGUGGUCAAGAAGGGCAUGUCCCUUGUCAUGAUGCCCAAUAGGCAGACGGUUGAGGCUACUGCGGUGUACGGCGAGACGGAGGACGAGGUCAACAUUUCGCAGUGCGGCGACCAAGUACGCCUGCGUCUCCGUGGCGCCGAGGAGGAGGACAUCAUGCCCGGUUUCGUGCUGUGCUCGCCCAAGCGUCUCGUACACAACGUGACGGCCUUUGAGGCGCAGAUCCGCAUCCUCGAGCUCAAGAGCAUCCUGUCUGCCGGCUUCAACUGCGUCCUGCACGUGCACGCCGCCAUUGAAGAAGUGACGUUCGCCGCGCUGCUGCACAAGCUCCAGAAGGGCACCAACAGGAAGAGCAAGCUGCCACCCUCGCACGCUAAGAAGGGUGACAGCAUCAUUGCACGCAUGGAGGUGACCGGCGGUGCUGGCUCGGUUUGUGUGGAGAGGUUCGAGGACUACCCGCAGAUGGGCCGAUUCACUCUGAGAGACCAGGGACAAACAAUUGCCAUUGGCAAGAUCACCAAGCUGAUCACCAACGACGCUUAA